AUGUCUGCUGCUGAGCAUCGUCGAAACGGCAAGGUGGCAUCGUGUGAGCCAUGCCGCAAGGCCAAAAUUCGCUGCGAUCACCAGCGGCCUACUUGUGGCCGAUGUCAGCGUCGAGGACUCACUGCACGAUGCUACUACCACCCUGCCCCGUUGACGAAACCGAAACUGCCGGAUUCUGAUGCAUCAGCUCCUGCAACAUCGCUGCUGUCCAGUCCAAGGAGACCUUCUGCACUUCCCGUCCCUGCUGGAGCCAACAGUGCUCGAUCGGUGCCAGCUAGCGACUAUGUAGAGUCCCCAUCUGUGAUGCCAUGGCCACCUGCAACGCCUGAGUAUCAUGGUAGAGUACCUCAAAUCCCCGGAGGCACCAUCGAUGAAGACACCUAUCCCGAGGACAAGUUCAAGACUGUGAAGCAGAUUCUGACUGGCUUCCGCCAUUGGAGUUUCAUUGAGAGGAUGCUUCAAGAAUAUGGAGUCAAUGCCCAAGCUGCCCUGGUCCCCAGACCAUUUGUGAAUCGCUUCUCUGAGUCUUUGCGUGAUAUAGUGUCUCCCUGUUUCAGCAAUGACGCGGCCACAACCGACUACAACUUCUCACGUCUUGCGGAGAAGGUGAUAGAGAGCACGUCUAAGCCAAUUAAAAUCACAAGCGACACCGACUUCGACAGCUUUGUGUCCAUGUUCAGUGGCGAAAACUGUCGCCUAGAGACAAUAGGUCUUAUACAGUGCAUUGCGGCAAGGGCGUGCAGGCUCGGCCUGGCUCGCGAUGAUGAUCAGCAUGAAGACAUUGUCUUGUCAUUAUACAGAAACACUGGAUCAUGUCUUCGACUGUGCCGACAAAUAGCCACCGACAAUAACGAUGUGAUGCUCUGGACGGCGUUCGACUACCUUCGCCUCACCACGCACAUCGAAGGUGACACCUCGCCGCCUGUGUAUCGCCGAAUUGGAGAUCUAUCAACUUAUAUAUACGAAUUCGGCAUCCAACGAGAGUCUUCACUCACGCGGAACUCACCAUUCUUCCUCGCAGAGUGCCGAAGAAAGCUUUUCGCUGCCUCGUACCAAUUCGACAAGUUCGUCUCUGCACUACUUGACCGACCUCCCCGCAUCCUUCGACGAUUCUCUGAUGUCAAAAUGCCUUUGGAUAUGACGGACGAGGAGCUGCUCGCUAGCGAGAGCGAAGCGCAAGCCCGGAUGAAUCUCUCCCCAGACGGUUGGAGCCACAAGACUAGAUACAUCCCUGCCACAUGGCAUCGCUUGAGAUACAUGGUCGGUAGCUUUCGAGAAGAGAUUCUGGAGUACAACUAUCGCUUUCCUAGCGUCGAGACCGAGGCUCUUUUGAGAGACCUUUUGCAUCGAAUCAAGCGCGAACACGAAAUGUUACCCACUCACCUCCGCUACAGCCCCGAAUGCUGGGACUCAGAUCUGGUCCCCAAUGUCUGUCUGAUGCUCACCGUGGUCUAUCUAAGCUACCUGCAGAUUGAAUUUGAGAUUCACAGGCUGCUGGAGAAGUGUGAUGCAAGUGCCUGGGAGGGUUCGAUGACUGCGGCGCUUGAGGUGGUCUCGGUGCUUCUGCAUCUCGGAACGUGUCUCAAUCGUGCCAUCCUAUUGCGCUACGAUUUUCCUUAUAUGGUUCUAGGAUAUGGCCUACCUUGUGUGGCAUUCCUUACCAACACUCUCCAGAACGUGUCGAAGAGCGGUGCCACCCAGCAUCUGCCUUUAAACAUCAAACGUGCCACACUCAUACGGACAUUGUCUGUCUACGUUUCCCAUCUGGACAGCAUCUGCAGGCCUGGGGAAGGAGACUACAACAUCUGCGUGCAGGCAUCGAAGGUCAUCUCUCGAGUCUUGGACGAAGUACUGGAUCCAUCUUCGUCUUCGAAACAGGCAACCGCAUCCACUGUGACACCGCAAACACCAGUGUCUGUAAGCGCUGGGGGCGAAGGCCAACAGCUUGCGGCAUUUCCGUCGUCCCAACCACUGUCUCUAGGCGGUGUCGACGACUUCGACCUCCUAAACGCUGACGGACUAGAAGGCUUUGACUUUUCAUCGUGGGUCAAAAAUAUCAACUGGACGGAGACAGGCUGCGAGUGGAGCACGUUUUGA
This is a messenger RNA of Zasmidium cellare ATCC 36951, 2097 nucleotides long. RefSeq lists its product as uncharacterized. Bases 1 to 2097 code for a protein of 698 amino acids. The transcript is spliced from 5 exons. Lineage: Eukaryota; Fungi; Ascomycota; Dothideomycetes; Mycosphaerellales; Mycosphaerellaceae. Gene Ontology annotation, molecular function: DNA-binding transcription factor activity, RNA polymerase II-specific; DNA binding; zinc ion binding. Gene Ontology annotation, cellular component: nucleus. The record is from RefSeq and is a predicted model, not a curated record. Gene Ontology annotation, biological process: DNA-templated transcription; regulation of DNA-templated transcription.